Zea mays is the source of this 1400-nucleotide messenger RNA. RefSeq lists its product as uncharacterized. Gene Ontology annotation, molecular function: oxidoreductase activity, acting on the CH-OH group of donors, NAD or NADP as acceptor. The record is from RefSeq and is marked provisional. NCBI's taxonomy places the organism in Eukaryota, Viridiplantae, Streptophyta, Magnoliopsida, Poales, Poaceae.
AAGUAGGUAGAUGAUGCCGCUAACAGUAACACAGAGCAAAAGACUCCAAUUUUCCCACGGCUACUGAAUCACGGAUGCUUAAAUCUCCCCAAUCCGUAUCUCUGUUUCCCUCACAGCGCGGCUGCCUGUAACCACUCCAGGUCUCCAGCGAAGCAGGCUCAGGCGCAACGCAACAACACAAGGCGGCGGUUAUGGCCUCUGCUGCUGCGACGGCUACGAUGGGGACGGGGAAGGUGGUUUGCGUCACCGGCGCAUCAGGGUACAUCGCGUCCUGGAUUGUCAGGCUCCUACUCGACCGCGGCUACACCGUCCGCGCCACCGUGCGAGACACCGCUGACCCAAAGAAAACAUUGCACCUGACUGCGUUGGAUGGUGCUAAGGAUAGGCUGCACUUAUUUAAAGCUAGCCUGCUAGAAGAGGGUUCUUUCGAUGCUGCAGUUCAUGGAUGCGACACUGUAUUUCAUACUGCCUCUCCCUUUUAUCACAAUGUCAAGGAUGCUAAGGCAGAGUUACUUGACCCAGCAGUUAAGGGAACACUCAAUGUUCUCGGUUCAUGCAAGAAAGCUUCUAUUAAAAAGGUGGUUGUAACAUCAUCUAUGGCUGCUGUAGCCUACAACAGGAGGCCAAGGACUCCUGAGGUCACAGUUGACGAGACAUGGUUUUCUGAUCCACAAAUUUGUGAAACAAAUCAGCAAUGGUAUAUUUUGUCCAAGACGCUGGCAGAGGAGGCUGCUUGGAAGUUCUCAAGGGAUAAUGGACUUGAAAUCGUUACUAUAAACCCAGCGAUGGUUAUUGGUCCCCUGCUGCAGCCUACACUAAAUACCAGUGCUGAAGCAAUCCUGAAGUUAAUCAAUGGGUCAUCGUCUACAUAUCCCAAUUUUUGCUUUGGAUGGGUUAAUGUCAAGGAUGUUGCCCUGGCCCAUAUCCUUGCAUACGAGGUUCCCUCAUCAAAUGGAAGGUACUGCAUGGUGGAAAGAGUUGUUCACUACUCAGAACUGGUGAACAUUAUCCGCAACAUGUAUCCUACCCUUCCUCUUCCGGACAAGUGUGCAGAUGACAAGCCGUUUGUCCCACCCUACCAAGUAUCAAAGGAGAAGAUAAAAAGCAUAGGCAUCGAGUUGAUUCCACUGGAGACGAGCGUCAAGGAGACCAUCGAAAGCUUGAAAGAGAAGGGGUUCGCUAGUUUUUGACUCGAGCAAGCUGUGAAACAUAAGUGUUACUGUACUACGUGAUGUUGCAUUGUAUACAUGCAUCGGACUUCGCAGUUCCCAAGCUAUUUUGGUAGCUUUGGUCUGUAAGAUUACCUAAAAUAAACUGAGCCACGUUGCCACGCUGUAGCUUUUGGACAUGUUAUGCUUUGAUCGGAUUGAGACACGUGAUAUAUGAUCGUUGCUUACAAA